This is a messenger RNA of Alternaria conjuncta, 1209 nucleotides long. RefSeq lists its product as uncharacterized. Gene Ontology annotation, biological process: reciprocal meiotic recombination; DNA repair; meiotic DNA recombinase assembly. Gene Ontology annotation, molecular function: four-way junction DNA binding; ATP-dependent DNA damage sensor activity; ATP binding. The record is from RefSeq and is a predicted model, not a curated record. The coding region runs from base 1 to 1209 and encodes 402 amino acids. Lineage: Eukaryota; Fungi; Ascomycota; Dothideomycetes; Pleosporales; Pleosporaceae. Gene Ontology annotation, cellular component: replication fork; Rad51B-Rad51C-Rad51D-XRCC2 complex; Rad51C-XRCC3 complex. The transcript has 5 exons.
AUGGCCAGUGAAGAAGCACCCCAGCUGUCGCCCUCGUCGCACAGGCUGCCCACCGUCUCGGCAUCCCAAGCCCUCCAAAGCCUCCAUGCGCGCGGAGCCCGCACUGUAUCGACGGGCCUGGCACAGCUCGACCAGGUCCUCUCACCGCCGAGCCUACCGGGCCACCAUGUCUCGGGCGGAUACAUACGCGGCAAGGUGACGGAGAUCUUCGGCCCGUCCGGAGUCGGCAAGACAGCAUUUGGGAUACAGGCUGCAGUCUCUGCCCUGCGCGAGGGCCAGCGAGUGAUAUGGAUCGACGCUGCCUGUGCGCCUUUGGUCAAGCAUCGCGUCGACGACAUGCUCACUGCGCAACCCGAUGCGCCCGCUAUCUCUCGAGAUGAACUGCGUGCUCAUUUCCACUACUUGCCCAUGCCGACGCUUGCCCAUUUCCUGGCGCUGUUCAUGCACGCGCCCGCUGCCUUUCCUCCGCACGGCACCAGCCUGGUCGUCGUAGACUCUCUUGCAACCCUCGUCGAUAACGCAUACCCCCGCAAUGUCGACGACCGCCUACCCAAAAACAAGACAGAUCAGGCACGAUGGGCUGCGGGACGUCGAUAUACCGUCAUCAACGAGCUGAUCGCCACACUUACGCGCUUCGCUGCACUGCACGACAUCGCCCUACUAGUGACGAGCCAGACCAUUACACGCAUCCGUGGCGCUUCACGCGCAUUGUUGGUACCGGCAAUAUCAGGGAUCGAAUGGGAGAAUGGCGUUUCUACUCGUCUGGUUCUCUUCAGAGACUGGCCCCGACACGCCAAGGCCAAGAGCAAGGUACAAGCCGACAGCUUGCAGAAAGCGCGAUUUGCUGGCUUGGUCAAGGCGAAUGGUGUAGCUCUCGCGGAAGAAGGCAGUGUGGGCAACGUGGUAUCCUUCACCAUUGACCAUCACGGUCUUUGCGACAUGAAUGUAGCAGCCGACGAUAUUGCAACCCCUCUGUUCGUCCCAACAGAAGCCAGACCGCCUAAAAGAUCCUUCGCCGAGAUCGACGAGGACGUGGCUCGAGAACCAAAUUCUGAUGAGCUCUAUGGCUGGAUAGAAGACGAUGAAGUCGCCACUGAGGGGUUGUUGAUGGAUGAAGCAGCCGUCAACGAGAACGACGCUGUGGGACCUCGCCUAGAUGUUGUCGCAGAGGGCCAUAAGAAGAAGGUAACACGGACAUCUACGCUUUGA